UCUGUGUUUUAGACUGACAGGCCUGACAGCUAGGUCAGUCAACAUAGAACUUAUGAGAUUUUCGUAGUCUUAAUUGUAUAUGUUUGUACUCAAGAUUAUCUAAAUUAUGCCGAAAAAUAAAGGAAAAGGUGGUAAAAACAGGAGGAGGGGAAAGAACGAAAAUGAAACAGAAAAACGUGAGUUAGUCUUUAAAGAAGACGGACAGGAAUACGCCCAAGUCACAAAGAUGCUCGGUAAUGGCCGCUUAGAGGCCAUGUGCUUUGAUGGCAUAAAACGUCUAUGCCACAUCAGAGGAAAGUUAAGAAAAAAAGUCUGGAUAAACCAGGGAGAUAUUAUAUUAAUUGGUUUACGAGAUUAUCAAGACGCAAAAGCGGAUGUCAUCCUCAAAUAUACCCCUGACGAGGCAAGGAAUCUGAAAACGUAUGGAGAAUUCCCUGAAACUGUACGCAUCAAUGAGACUGUAGUGUAUUCUGUUGAUGGUCUGGAUGAAGAUAUUGAAUUUGGUGAUGAAGUAAGCUCAGAAGACGAAGCUGAUACUGUUGAUAAUAUAUAAGUAAUUUUUAUAUGUCUAACAUACAGUAAGUCAAUGUAAAUUUAUUUUCCGUUAUGAAUAAACUGAAUUUGUGAUUUUGAUAUUUGUUCUCAAAAUUACAUGUAGUCUUACACCUUAAGAAAUGUCUAGAUUAUUUAGACACCCAGUAUUGUCAUAAAUUUAACAGUAAAAAAACAACAAUUAAAAUAAUACAAUUAUUUAUUUAAAUAAAAUGUAAAAAAAUAUUUCUACAUCAUAGCAAAAUAAUAGAUAUCUUGCACAACAUUCCUUGAUCCAUUAAGUCACCUUUGUCACAUAAAAUUGUAAGGAAUGUAUAUAAUAAAUUAAUAAACGUAGAAAUCUGUUUUUAUUUGAUUACAUAUAUUGUUAACCAUAAUACAACACUUAGCUUAUUUGCUGAGGUUGCUGAACUUGUUAACUAUAAGACAUGGAUAUUUUCUAUUUAACAGUACUGUAAUGUACUAAAAUUGACAGCGUAAAAUAAUUGGCUAAGUUUACCAAAUUCCACUAGUUUAGCUUAUUGGUAGAUGUGAUUUCGUUUUUAUUAUAGUAAUUAACAAACAGCCUUUACUAGAACAUAUACCGAGCUAACUAUCAUUGCCCCUUGUAUCUUUUUAACUUCCCAAAUGUGCUGUGUUAUUGAUGAUAAAAUUAUUUAGAUUUUUGAGAGUUUAAUAAGGGACCAUGUAUGGUACUUAUAAUUAAAUCCAAAAAUGAUUCAUGUAUUAUACACUUUGCUUUUUCUCAAA
Vanessa tameamea is the source of this 1302-nucleotide messenger RNA. It is a transcript of the gene eIF1A, whose product is annotated as eukaryotic translation initiation factor 1A, X-chromosomal. NCBI's taxonomy places the organism in Eukaryota, Metazoa, Arthropoda, Insecta, Lepidoptera, Nymphalidae. Gene Ontology annotation, molecular function: RNA binding; translation initiation factor activity. The transcript has a single exon. The record is from RefSeq and is a predicted model, not a curated record. Bases 107 to 553 code for a protein of 148 amino acids. Gene Ontology annotation, cellular component: cytoplasm. Gene Ontology annotation, biological process: translational initiation.